This is a messenger RNA of Corapipo altera (White-ruffed manakin), 7065 nucleotides long. RefSeq names its product phospholipase A2 receptor 1 (gene PLA2R1). Gene Ontology annotation, molecular function: signaling receptor activity. The record is from RefSeq and is a predicted model, not a curated record. The transcript has 30 exons. Gene Ontology annotation, cellular component: plasma membrane; signaling receptor complex. NCBI's taxonomy places the organism in Eukaryota, Metazoa, Chordata, Aves, Passeriformes, Pipridae. Bases 169 to 4338 code for a protein of 1389 amino acids.
CUGGGCGGCCGCGGCCCCGCUCGGGGCACCGCCGCCCUCGGCCGGGACGGGGUGUCUUCCCUGCGGAAUAAAGGGAUAUUUAUUAUCCAAAGUGAAGAUUCCAACUUGUGCAUUAAAGCAGAGAGAGUUGGCCUUGUUCUGGAAGACUGCAGUCAGUCCUCAGAAGACAUGUUAUGGAAAUGGGUAUCCAAUCGUCGUCUUUUCAACAUAGGUAGAAGUACCUGUCUUGGACUGAACAUCAGUAGACCAGAACAGCCGUUAAGUAUGCUUGAAUGUGAUUCAACUCAGUACUCAUUAUGGUGGACCUGUGAUGGAAAAGCAUUAGUUGGUGUAUCAGAGUACAAAUUAGCUGUUGAAAACAGCAAACAUAUUGUGGCCAAAAAAAAAUCUACUUGUCAGUGGAAACAGUAUAUGUCCUAUGAUGAAGACGUUUGCGAACACCCAUUUCAAGAAACAUACACCUUGCUGGGAAAUUCUUUUGGUUUCCCAUGUGUUUUUCCCUUUAAAUAUAACAACAAGUGGUAUUAUGAGUGUACUAGAGAUGGAAAGGAAUCUGACUGGUGUGCCACAACAACUCACUAUGAACAAGAUGAAAAAUGGGGUUUUUGUCCAAAUGCUGAGAAUGACUGUGACAUUUUUUGGAAGAAGAACCCCAACACACACAUUUGCUACCAGUUCAACCUUGUGUCUGUGCUGAGCUGGCGUGAGGCACGGGCCACCUGUCAGCUGCAAGGAGGAGACCUGCUGAGUGUCACUGACCCCGAAGAGCAGAACUACAUAAGUAACUUAAGCAGGCAGUUAAACGCCACAGACAUGAUGCUGUGGAUGGGCUUGAAUCGCCUGGAUGAUGAUGCUGGCUGGCAAUGGUCAGAUGGAGCACCACUGGUGUUUGUGAACUGGAGAGCAAAUGUCUCUGAUAACCGUUUUAGAGAAAAUCAUUGUGCAGUGAUUGAUCCAAAAUCUAAGUAUGGCUGGCACAGUUAUUUAUGUGAAUCUGGAUUGCCUUUUGUAUGCAAAAAAUAUUUAAAUAAGAUGGAGCAUGAAACAUUGGAUACAUGGAAGUAUUAUGCCACUCGUUGUGACACUGGCUGGUACCCACACCGUCGCAACUGCUACAGACUUCAUAAAGAGGAGAAGACCUGGAACGAUGCUUCUCUCUCAUGCCAAAGUGAUAAUAGCAGGCUCGUUAGUAUAUCCUCCAUGGCAGAUGAAGAGCUGCUAAUUAACUUACUUGAAAGUGAAAAUGUAACUGAAACAUGGAUUGGAUUAUACAGUAAUAACACCCCUGUUGUUUUUGAGUGGUCAGAUAGCACCCCAGUAAAAUUCUCUAAUUGGCAUAGCCAAGAACCUAACACCUUUCAAAGAACAGGACAACUCUGUGUUUCAGCACAAGGAUCUGAGGGACGUUGGAAGAUAAAAAAAUGUGAAGACAGAUCUUUCUACAUUUGCAAAAAAGCAGGAGAAUUUGAUAAUGUCUCUCCUGAACUGGAAUCAAGUUGUCCAGAGGGAUGGGAAAGACAUGGUGGAUAUUGUUACAAAAUCGACAGUACCCCUCGAAGUUUUGAACAUGCUUCCAGUGGUUAUUUCUGCCCAUCUGCACUUGUAUCAGUAACAAACAGGUUUGAACAAGCUUUUAUCAACAGCAUGAUCCACAGCAUGGUAAAAUCUGAGAGAACUUAUUUUUGGAUAGGAUUGCAAGACCUUAACAACACAGGAGAAUAUUUUUGGCUAAGUACAGCAGGAAAGAUUCGCUCGUUGAGCUACGCAAACUGGAACAAGUACCAGCCACGUCAUUCUGGGGGAUGUGUGGCUAUGCGAGGACAGCACCCCAUUGGUUAUUGGGAAGUGAAAAGCUGUAAGAACUUCAAAGCAAUGUCAUUGUGCAAGCAAAAAAUCAGUUCUUACGAAGAACCUGAACUUACUUUUCAAAAACAUUUGAGUUCCUGCUAUUUUGGAUGGGAGUCAGAACCUCAUCUGCUCAACUGCUACAAAAUAUUUCACAAUGAAAAAGUUCUGAUGAGAAGAACAUGGGAUGAAGCAGAAGCAUUAUGUCAAGAUUUUGGAGCACAUCUUGCUAGUUUUAGCCAUAUCUAUGAAGAGGCAUUUUUAAGCAAUCUAUUAUAUACAAUUUUUGAUAGAACAGAAGAAAGACAGUUCUGGAUUGGAUUUAAUAAAAGAAAUGCACUUUCUGGAGGGACAUGGCAGUGGUCUGAUGGAACACCUGUUGUAUCUUCAUUUUUGGAGAACAAGUAUGUUGAAGAUGACUCAAGAAACUGUGGUGUGUUCAAAGUAAACAGAACGGUCUUUCCAGCACACUGCAAUGAAAAGCGUGAAUGGAUAUGCAAAAUACCAAAAGGUGUUAAACCAAUGAAUCCAGUUUGGUACACAGCUGAACUGCCAUGGUCAUAUUAUCAAGGAGCAGAAUAUCUUUUCCAUGUCAGUCCUGCGGACUGGGAAACCUACAUGUUUGUCUGUGAAUGGCUUCACAGUGGAAUGACAACAAUAAAUUCUCCUGCUGAACAAGCCUUUAUUCAAAAUAAAAUAAGGAAGCUAUCGAAUAGUGACGUUCACUGGUGGAUUGGAUUGCACGCAGAAAACCUCAGUGAUGAAUUUCGCUGGAGAGAUGAAUCACCAGUAACAUACCAGAACUGGAAUGAAGGGAGAGAAAGAGAUCUGCAGAAACCAGGGAAAAGAUGUGGCUUCAUUUCGUCACAAACAGGACUCUGGGGUGACGAAAACUGUACUGUCUCUCUUCCCUGUAUUUGUAAACGUAAAAUUGCAAGGAAAAUAGAGAAAGUGAUUCCAAAAGACCAGAAACAACAAGGAGUAUGUCCCAAAGGCUGGUUGCACUUUGGAUUCAAAUGCUUUCUGAUACAAAUUCCGAGGGAUCCAGACCAUCUGAGAAACUGGUACUCUGCACAAGAAUUCUGCAGUAGCUAUGAUGGGUCACUUGCUUUCUUGGAAAAUGAACUGGAACAAGCUUUCAUAACAAUGAAUCUAUAUGGAUGGAAAACCAGUGUUUGGAUAGGUUUCCAGAGUGAUGAUUAUGAAAAAUGGGUGAAUGAAAAUCCUACAAUAUAUUCUAACUGGUCUCCAGUUGAACUAGUGGAUAGACAGCAUUUUAACAUUCAAGAACAACUUCCACUGUGUACAUUGGUAUCAAAUAACCCUAAUUUUUAUUUUACGGGAAAAUGGUACUUAGAAAACUGUCAGAAAAAUUAUGGGUUUAUCUGCCAAAAGACUCAGGACACAUCCAGACAUGUCAUCAAUGCAUCUGAAAUGUAUCCUGUGCCAGAUACUUUAGAAUAUGGAAACAGAAUGUAUAAACUAUUAAGUGGGAAUUUUACAUGGUCUUCAGCUUUAAAAGCCUGCAUGGCAAACAGUGCAGAGCUGGUCAGCAUUACAGACCAGUAUCACCAAGCUUUCCUCACAGUCAUUGUGAAUCGGCUGGGAUACAACCACUGGAUCGGACUGUUCACUUCGGAUAAUGGGCUUAACUUUGAAUGGUCGGAUGGGACUAGGUCUUUGUUUACCUUCUGGGAAGACAACGAGUCCCAGGCCUUUGGCAGUUGUGUUUACAUUGAUACUUCAGGGCACUGGAAAAGCACAAAUUGUGAACAACUUCUGCAAGGAGCAGUUUGCCAUGUGCCACCUAAAAAGAAACUCAAUGCCUAUAAAGGCUUAUGUUCAGAAAAAACUGUAUCCUGGAUCAAGUUCAAAAACAGUUGCUACAGCUUUUCCACAGUUCUGCAGGGCACGAGUUUUGAUACUGCAUACGAAGUCUGCAAAAAUCAAGGAUCAAAUCUUCUAACUAUUGAAGAUGAAGAUGAAAAUGCCUUCAUUUUGGAAGAGCUACACAAUUUUGGUUAUUCUGUGCAAAUGGUUUGGUUGAACAUCCUGCUUGUUACAGACAAUGAGACAGUCUCCUGGUUUGAUGGUUCUCCUUUAAAUUAUUCUAACUGGGGCAUCAGGGAACCUGACUUUGACCAUCUCAGAGGGAAUUUCUGUGUCAGCCUGAGGACCGCAGAUGGAGUCUGGCAAUUAUCUCCAUGCAGAGAAAAAAAGGGUUUUGUGUGCAAAAUGGAUGCAGAUAUUGAUGCAACAGAACCCUCUGAAAAUGCAUCAUAUGGUGGGCUUGUAGCUCUGGCUAUUCUUGUGACGUUGGUGAUGCUGGCUGCCAUUUCCCUUUUUCUGUGGUGCCUGUACAAACAGAAUAACCGACUCUUCCACCACAUACUGUGGGUCAGAAAUGCCUAUUUACCACAGAUUAAUGCUGACGUUCCUGCUUUGGAAGAAAGCAUCCUCAUUUCUGAUUUUGAGAGAAGUGACAACAAUUAAUUGAUCAGAAGUAGCAAGUGGUCUUCUAUUCUGUGUGAAACUUCACAACCUACAGUGGUUUUCUCAUUCUCAGGAGUCCCCCAGGGUACCCAUAGUCUGAGAAACCAUCAUGGCCAUGAAUGCUAUAGGGGCUCCCCUUGGAGGGCUUUUGCUUUGUGGCAGGAUGAGUUGAGGAUGCAAGGCGGAGAAAUUUGCUCCUCUAGGAAAUUUGCUCCUCUGGGACAAGCCAGGAGUUGAAAAUACUCACACGCCAUAAACCUCCAACCACUCACAUGGGGCAGUUGUGUCUGAGGUCCCAGAGCAAUGGGAAUUUUCAUGCAAAUUUUUCCUUUGGGAACAUGUGGGCCUUUAUGUUUUGUUUCUGCUCAUGAGGCAGCAUUAAAAUUUGCCUUGAAUUUAGAAACUCUGAAACAUAUUCCAAGGAUGAUGGGGUAGACUUUUUUUUUUGUUUUAUUUUGGUUUUUUUAACUAGCCAUCCCUUCUGCAAAAUUAACAGUUAUUUUUCAGACAGUGAAUUAUUGCCAGGUAGAUUUGCAAGUUUGCAGGGAGAUGAAGUCACUUUUGACUUGAGAGUGCCAGAGUUUUGGUAGUUUGGUCUGUGAUGCCUAGUUCAUGUUAUAAAAUAAAUUAGUCCAGAGAUGUAACAGCAUAUGGGCUUUGUCAUCCUGAGAUGUGUCCAGCAUCUUGUUAAAGAUUUAGCUAUGUGAUCUCUCACCUAGAUUAUUUUAGACAUGGAAUCCGAUCAACCUCCUUGAAAGAUAUUUUUGAUCAAUAUCUGUUUGGAAAAAAAAAAAUGUUAUAAAUCUUGCUAAAGUUAUGGUAACAGUGACUUUACUGACAGUAUUUCUGCAAGCAGUAUUCAUGGAGGCUCUUCUGAGACCCUGCUCUCAAAAACAAAGGGUGAUAAGUGGGUGAGCCACAGUGCUGUUCCCAAAGGGUGCUAGAGUCCUCUAACCCCAUGUAGCAGACACUUCUCCUUUCAGUGUUCAUACUAAGGUGCUAAGAAAGGAGAUGAAUUUUGCUGACUUGUUGGUCUGCAGGCUGAUGGUUGUGAAGGAGCCAGCUCAGGUCUCUCUGCUAUCUCAAUUACAGUAGCCCAGGACAGAAGUGCUUACUCUCUCUUGUACUCCCACCACCCUACCCAGUCCUCUACCCACCUCUCUGAAAGCUUUUCAGGGAUUUUAUUUUUUAUUUUUAUUGCAAUGUGGAAAACCAAAUGGUUAAUGAUGCGUUUCUUCAGAAUGGAUUUACUGUAACUUCAGUCAUCUCUAAAAGCUGUUGCGAAGGGCUGCAUUUGUUGUUCAGUUUCUUGGUUUGUUUGUUUUAAGGUGACUCAUUCAGCAUUUUGCAAGAGUCCUAAGAUGGAGGUAUGUUCCUCAGAGUUAAGCAAGCAGCUAAGGCCAACUGAUUUUUACACAAUAUUUGUUCACAUUCACAGGAAUGUAUGACUGCCUUUUAGUUAGAUUUUACAUGGCCAAACAAAAAUUGCCUACUCAUAUAAUAAUUAUGUAUGGGGCUAUUCUAAAAAAAUUGUCUAGUACAUAGAAUAUUUCUAUGCUGGUUUACAGAACCAUUCAAAAAUGUGGUCAAAAAGGCUGCAGAUGGUUUUGAUCCCAAUAUAAUUUUCAACCUACUGUUUUUUGAUAACUUCUAAGGUUGUAGCUAUCACAAAUUCUUAAUCUGAGAUUUUUCUAUCAUAUAAAAUAUAAAUAGAUUUUCUGAGUAUAUUUUGUCUAAUGGUUUGACCCUAUACAUUAUUUUUCAGUAAUAUUUUAAAAGUUUUUGUUUAGCCCUCUUGAUUUAUCUGUGAGACUUUUUUUAUUUGUGGACUGCAACUUUUGAGUACAAUUGCAGAUAAUCUGCUGUUUAUAUGUAUGAACUAUGGUAGCUUCUUUACCACCAGAAUAAAAGAAGAAAAAUGCUUGUGACCUUCUCUCCUUUCCCCACGAGAAUUUCACCUAUUUAAACUACAACUGGAGUAACUUAAACCACCAAAUCCCCUUCAUCGCAUUCACUGCCUUCUUACAGUACAGAAAGCAGAGUGGCUUGCAAGGCAGUUUUGUUUACAAGAGUAAGCUGUGUCAUCUGUGAGGACAUGUGUUUAUUGGGCUACAAUGCUGUUAAUAGUUAUGCAGACUCUGGUCAGAUUUUUAUGUGGUUAAUGAAGUUGUAUUUUUCACAAUACUUGACCUAGACAUUUUAUCAAUUUUCCUUGAGGUUGGCUUUAAUCAUUUAAAUAUAUUUGAAGGGCAGUGAUAUAAUAACCCUAACCUCAAAAUAGUGAUCGUUUGUUAACAUUGACUCUGAUGUAGAUGAGCUUGCAUUAAGGGAAAAAGAGUUCAAACAGUGUUUUCUUCCUACUUUGAAAUGGUUUUGAAGGAACAGACCUUUACAUAUUUAUUUUUAAAUCUUUCAUCAUUUAGCUAUUAGAAUUUCAGGUAUUAUUCACUCAAGAAUGUAAUCAUUGAUUGCUUUCUAGUCUUCCUUCUGGAUUUUGUUACUAAUGGCUUUCAACUGUUUUCCCUUAAUCAAAGCUCUGUAUAUUGUCCCUGAUCAGAAUAUGUGAUGACUGUUGUUUUUAUUGAUGACUUUGAUGAUACUGGCAGUGAGAUUCACUAUAUUAUUUCAACUGGAAAAUAAAAGUGUGAUUAAUAAUUUUCUGUGCUGUAAUUUUUCUUGACUCUUUCCCCAGCUUUAAUAAGAGGGAGGCUUUAGUGCCCAAGCUUU